CUGUAGGAAAUAGCAACUUUACAAAAAAUAAAGCUACAAAGGAUAUAAGAAAAGAUAAUAAUGUCAGAAUUAAAACUUUGAUACACCUAUUUGCAUGUCAUGUUACUGUCAUUAUCUCAGGUUACCAAUUCAUGUUAGGUGUCAGUGAUUGGUGCAGUACUAAAAGCUACUAGUUAUAAGCAACAAGCUUUUAGUCAUUAUAGUGUGGAGUGAGCUGAGUUUCAUCAGUUUGAAUCUUUGCUGAUACAACAUGUUCCUGCAUCCUGUAAAAACAUCCAUAUUCGAGAUUGCCAUGCACAAUGCACUGAAAGGUAAACAAACACAUCAACCCAGCCCUUAAUUUAAAAUUGAAUCUUGAUAACAACAUAAUAAACAGUGCAGCUGAUUAAGGUGAAAAUAAUACUGCACAGAUGUAUUAUAUCAAAUCUUACAUGAAAAAGAAAACAAUCAUUACUGCUUCAGUUAAUUUUUUUAUUGUAGUAUUUUUGAAAAAGCUAAAGUCAAGAUCAUCUAGUAUGUUUCACAUCCUCUCUUGUGUUGUUUUUAGUUUUAGUAGUGCUGAUUUGUGUUGACAAUUUUAUAAAUGUAUGCUUUUAUAGGUCAUAGAUAAUGUAGCUAUGAAGUCUUGACUCUUUAAUCUACAAUUUAAAGAAAGUAAUACAGUAAAUCAUAAAAGCCUAUCAAUCCCUAACCUGCUUGAUUACCAGAAUGAGGCUUAUCAACAAUAAAAACAGAACAUGUAUCAUGAUAAGAAGCCCUGAUAAAUAUGCAUCAUGAACAACAGCUCUUCAUUGUACAUCAUUUUUCAAGUCAAGUGUGGCCCGGCACAAUGAAGUCCAUCUCAGUUCUGAUAUUGCUGCUUCUUUUGGGAAUAGCCUUGGCUCACGAAUAUCGUAAUGUGGCCUUGUUUGGGAAAGCAACCCAGUCAUACCGAGCAAAUAAUUUGUAUGCAGAUGCCUACAAUGCUAUAGAUGGAAACCAUGAGUCUAAUUACUAUGGCGGAUCAUGUACUCAUACUGUAACUCAGACCGACCCCUGGUGGAGAGUGGACCUACUGGAGUCAUACAUCAUCACCUCCAUCAAAAUCACUAACAGGAAAGACUGCUGUCCAGAAAGAAUUAAUGGAGCAGAGAUUCAUGUUGGUAACUCUUUACAAGAGAGUGGUACCGAAAACCAAGUGGUAGCUGUCAUUUCUCAUAUCCCAGCAGGCAGGACUUUAAAAAUAACUUUGAACAGACUUGUUGAGGGUCGUUACGUGACUGUUUUUAUACCUGGUCCACGAAAGAUACUUACACUCUGUGAAGUGGAAGUCUAUGGUUACCGUGCACCAACUGGAGAGAACCUGGCAGUUUAUGGUAAAGCUUCACAAUCGUCAGUUCAUUCUGGAGGGAUUGCAUACAAUGCUAUAGAUGGGAAUCGUGCCAGCUUCUGGAGCCAGGGUUCUUCCAGUUUCACAAAUGCAGACUUCAUCCCCUGGUGGCGGCUGGACCUGGGCAGAACCCAUAAAGUGUUUUCUGUUAACAUAACCAACUUGUCAGAUAUAGAUUACGAGCAUUUAAUCAACGGAGCUGAGAUAAGAAUUGGAGAUUCUUUGGAAAACAAUGGCAACGACAAUCCAAGGUGUGCUUUGAUCUCCAGUAUCCCUGCGGGUUAUACUCAAAACUUCCAGUGUAACGGGAUGGAUGGUCAAUACAUCAACAUAGUAAUUCCUGGACUAACUCAGCAGCUGUGCCUCAGUGAGGUGGAAGUGUACGGCUCCAGACUAGAUUAGGUCUGAGAAUUCUGUAGUUUAUUUAUGGGAAGUUAAAGAAGCAUGAAUACAUUUCUUACCACUAGAGUGCAGAAAAAACUUAAAAACCAACUUAAACGAAUCAAAGACCAAAUAUUACAUCCUGAUCCAACAUUCACAAUGUAGUUGGACUAUAAAACAUUUUUGAAAAAAGGAAAAAAGAUUUAGAAUUUGAAUGACUUUUUAGUAAAUAUGUGUUGCUGUUCUUUAUCCUCAGUUGUAUGUAUUUGGCAGACAGCGUAACAAGAACAUCUAUCAGUACAAUGAUCUUAUUAGAUUUCAUUCUAAACUACAAUAUAUACUUAAUUGAAACCAUGGUCUUAAUAAUCAGUAAUUAAUCAGCUUUACUUUUGCACAUUUCAGGCAAAUAUGCAGUCAAAGGGAUCAAAAUAUAAACUAUUAAAAAAAGCUUAAAUGAUUGUUUUUUUAAAAUACCCUAAUUUACUGAGAUAUAAUUUAAUCUCAAACAGAAAUUGCUCUGACUAUGGAGAUGUUCUUCAAAUGACAAAAUGCUGCUUAUAACACCCACCAGAAGAGCCUGGAAACAAAAAAAUAAAUAAAUAA
Messenger RNA from Melanotaenia boesemani (Boeseman's rainbowfish), 2353 nucleotides. RefSeq lists its product as uncharacterized. The transcript has 7 exons. NCBI's taxonomy places the organism in Eukaryota, Metazoa, Chordata, Actinopteri, Atheriniformes, Melanotaeniidae. The record is from RefSeq and is a predicted model, not a curated record. The coding region runs from base 767 to 1771 and encodes 334 amino acids.